AUGUCAUCUUUUGUACCAAUUGCGACGAUACUGUGGCCCAUAAUUGCGAAAAACGUGGACGCCGUUAUGCGUAACUGGGAUUUUUUCACCGGAACUACCCGUAAUUGCGAUUUCUUUAUCGCAGUUACGCGUAGUUACGGCGCAAUUUUCCGCAAUUACGGGUCACAGUGCGAUCGCAGUUACGCCGUAACUGCGCCACAGUUUCAUCGUAAUGAAACACAUGGGCUAACAGCAAAGACUUUUCAACGAUCUGGAUUUCCAAUAUUAUUUGCCAUUGCACUUGCUUUAGAAGUUUUUGGAGUGUUUGUUGGCUGUAUUGGAUUUAUAAUAGUAAGAAACUCUCGUGAAAGCCAAAUGAGACGAGUCAUUGCUAAUGAGUCAAUGAAAUAUUCGAGAAGAUCACCAGUACCAUGUACUUGGCGAUUGAACAUCAUUAGAACGUGGCGCAGAGGACGUGGUCGUGGUGGUGGAAUUAAACACAUCGUGUAUAAAUUAAUAAUCGAACUUAGUCAAACUAAUGCAACUUAUUUGAAUCAACGUGCUCCACAAGCAACAUCCUAUUUUUCACAGCAACAUAAUAUUUAUCUUCCACUCAAUUCUACUUCAAACGCAGCAUUUUGCUCUCAAUGUGGCGCCCCUACACAAGAUUCAACAGCAAAUUUUUGUCGCUCAUGUGGUAAUGCACUCAAAAAAUAUUAA
This is a messenger RNA of Rotaria socialis, 699 nucleotides long. Lineage: Eukaryota; Metazoa; Rotifera; Eurotatoria; Philodinida; Philodinidae. The record is from the annotation of a GenBank genome assembly.